Messenger RNA from Penicillium odoratum, 324 nucleotides. RefSeq names its product CENP-S family protein. Gene Ontology annotation, molecular function: chromatin binding; protein heterodimerization activity. The transcript has 4 exons. Lineage: Eukaryota; Fungi; Ascomycota; Eurotiomycetes; Eurotiales; Aspergillaceae. The record is from RefSeq and is a predicted model, not a curated record. The coding region runs from base 1 to 324 and encodes 107 amino acids. Gene Ontology annotation, cellular component: Fanconi anaemia nuclear complex; FANCM-MHF complex. Gene Ontology annotation, biological process: resolution of meiotic recombination intermediates; replication fork processing.
AUGUCGAAUAAUGAAAAUUCGGACCAGAACCAGGCAGAGCGCCUGAAAACUGAGUUGUACGAUUGCGUUAGCAAAAUUGUGGACGAGGAGACCUUGAAACUCGAUGCCACUGCCACGCCCCAGUUCACCAACGCCCUGCUAGAGCUGGCAUGGUCACACCUUGAAUCUGCUGUCGUUGAUGUAGAGGCUUUUGCCAAGCAUGCCGGGCGGUCAACUGUCACCCCUGCUGACGUGCUGAUGCUUUGUCGCCGCAAUGACGGGCUGAACCAGACCCUGCAUAAAUACAUGGAGCACCUGGAGAAUGAGCGCGAAGAGAACUCAUGA